GAGAUCUGGGAGUUGAAGACCCCACAUCUUGAAAGGUGCCGAGUUUGAAAAAAUCUAGUUUCGAUCAUCCCCCCCCCCUCCCCCUUCUCGCGAAGAACUCUAGUCAGUGCAGGGGUCUCCAACCUUGGCAACUUUUAAGACUUGUGGACUUCAACUCCCAGAAUUCCUCAGCCAGCAAAGCUACACACGUCUCAUUCUGCUUCCGGGUGUCCUUGAAAUUCAAGUCUCAGAAGCGACUGGUGUGCGACUCACGUGACGGAGUAAAUCCUCGUUUCCGGUGCCGAUUUUCGAACCGGAGCUGCUUGUCCCCCCCCCCCCCCUCCGCUGCCACCGUUGAGUUAGUUGUUUAUGCCGUUGCUUUCUGUUUGGAGGUGUGAUGGACUUGCAGCAUAAUCCUGUGGGAGAUAAUGGAAAGGCCCUUGUUAUUGGACAGGUUCCAACACUGGGUGGAUUUGGCCCAAUUUAGGAAUUGUAUGUCCCACAAGUGUCUAUAAAUCCCCAAACCCAGAUUAUUACAGAAAUGAGCCCCCCUGGGGCAGCAAAGAAGAGGAUUCUCCCAGCAUGGAUGAGCAAGAAGACAGCUGAACCAGAAGAAUGGGCAAAAAUGGGGUCAAAGAGAAGAAAAAAGACAGCUGUAGCAAGGACUGAGACCGUGUAUUGUAUGAAUGAAGCAGAACUGGUCGACAUGGCUCUUUGUAUUUUAGCUGAGAAUUGCAAGGCUAUAGAAGGUGAUGUGAUUUCUCAAGAGCAUCAACAGGAAUUGAGAGAGGGCCACCAUCCAAGGACUGCUGUCAACAUUGCCAAGGAUCCUCCUGUACCAUCCACACCUCCAGAUGCUUUAAGUAGCAAUGAGGAAACCAAACUAGAGGAAGAUGAUGAUGCCUUAAAAUAUGUCAGGGAGAUUUUCUUUACAUAAUUUUAACAUUUAUAAGCAACAUAGCUUUUUAAAAUUAGAAUUAGAAUUCUUUUUAUUGGCCAAGUGUGAUUGGACAAACAAGGAAUUUGUCAUGGUGCAAAUGCUUUCAGUGUACAUAAAAGAAAAGAUACAUUCGUCAAUCCUGACAGUCCCUGUCAUUAAGUGAGGUCCUCACAACUUAGUUUUCAACAAAGUCACUGGGAAGUCCCAGGUAACUUGCAAACAGGCCAACAGGCUGCUGUGAUGUGAGUAUGGCAGGGUCAAGGUGACUUCUGCUGGGUGGCACAAGGCGCACAGGGGGCCUGGGUGCCAAGGACCAGGGUGUUGUGAGCACAUGCUACAAAGUAUGAGAUUUCUGGCAGAAAAAGGCUUUAGGAAUGCAAAUGACUUGUAGGAGUGUUUUACAGCUUUCCCUGCUUUUACCACUUUCCCUGCUGGCUUCCUCAUUGGCUGCUUGUGGGAAGCUGGCAGGGGUGGUUGCAAAUGGUGAUCAUGUAACCCUGGGAUGCUUACAACCAUUGUAAGUGCAAGGUGGCUGCCAAGCACCGGAAAUAUGAUCAUAUGAUUAUGGAGGCAUUGUGGCAGCCAGAACUCUGAAGACCAGUUUUAAGUGCUCCUCUUUUUAGUACCAUCGCAACUUUGAAUACUAGCUGAAUGAGUGAUCAGUAAAUAAAAGUUCCCUAUAUUUUAAUUUAUGAUUAAACUCUUACGAUGCAAGAAUAAUAUGGUAAUAGGGAAAAAAGCUGCUAAAGUACUCAAGUACCCCGGAGACAUGCAUUUUUGGAUCAGGUUCUAUUAUUUGUCUUCAUUAAAUAGGUAUCUCUUCUCCACUAAUGUUCAGACCAUUUGACAAUUAGCUGGGUUAUGACUAAGAACCAAGAAAUUAUCUCGGUGCAUUUAUUACUCAUAUGGUAGCUUUAAACCAUAGAUCUGGAACAUUUGUAUUAAUGUCUGUCAGACGGGGAAAGAUAUAAAAAUGCUAUAUAGAAAUUUUUUUUCCUUGACAUGCUGCCAUGUGGUAAGAAUG
Pseudonaja textilis is the source of this 1943-nucleotide messenger RNA. It is a transcript of the gene CYREN, whose product is annotated as cell cycle regulator of NHEJ. Gene Ontology annotation, biological process: double-strand break repair via nonhomologous end joining; negative regulation of double-strand break repair via nonhomologous end joining. Gene Ontology annotation, cellular component: nucleus; cytoplasm. NCBI's taxonomy places the organism in Eukaryota, Metazoa, Chordata, Lepidosauria, Squamata, Elapidae. The record is from RefSeq and is a predicted model, not a curated record.